AUGCCCAUGAGUUAUAGUAGGGCCCAACCUGUAUCGCGUAGGUGUUGUACACACUCUGCCUUCUCCCCUCCGUUCCCCCUUCUUGCCCCUCCCCAACCCCUUCUUCCCCCUUGUGCUCGUUUUUUUUUAGGAGCACUCCUCCCCUUUCCCCCUUGCCCUUUCCCCUUCUCCCCUCUGCCGUCGCCUGUGUUUCCACCUCCCCUCCCCCUUUUUCCCCCCCUCCCUCCCGCUCUUGUCCCUGUCCUUUCCCAUUCUCCCACCUUGCUCCCGCUGCCAUUUCCUCACUUUUCCCAAUAUGCCUUCUCCCUCGUCCUUUUCCAUCUUUCUCGCUGCGUCUCCUUCCCCCCCCCUUCCCCCCCCCCCCGACUCUCUCCCCUGUUCCCCUGCGCUUUCCCCUCUUUUUCGGUGCUCUCAAUCUCCGGCUUUCUUCCCUGUCUUCUUCCUCCCUUCCCUCUGCCCUCUCCCUGUCUCCCCGCUGCCUUCAGCCCUUCUUGCCCUUUCACUCCAAUAUUUUUUUCACGUCCGAUCUCCCCUCUUUCCCCUGCCCUCCGUGCCCUUCCCUUAUGCCCUGUUCACUCAGCCUCUCCCCUCUGUCGUUUCCUGUCUUCCUGUUUCCCCCUUUCCAUCCCCCCCCUCUUCCCCUCUUCUCUUAAAUCCCAAUCUCCCCCUUCUUCCACUGCGCUCUUCCCUUCUACCCCUCUUUCCCUGUUCUCCCCCCUUCCCCCUGCUCUCCCGCCUAUGCCUGCUUCUCCCCCGCCUCUCUCUCCAUUCACCCCGCUCGUUUCCCCUCUCUCCUUAAUGUCCCCCCUCACCCCCAACCUUCUCAACCCCCGACCCCGUUCACCCAAGCUCCCCAUUCCAUUCUGCUUUCUCCCUUUCGUCUCCCCUUCCCCUGUUCCGCUUCCCCCACUCCCAUCCCCUCCAAUUCUUCCCCCCUUUUCCCCCCAUCAGCCUCUUGACGUCGCUCACUUUCGACUCCCCGUGGGAUUCAUCGACCCUUCCGAGAUGCACGCCCUCUCUCGCUCCCUCCACACGCUCACCCAACUAGGCAUAAUUGACUGCCCGUUGAUCUCCAGUCACUCCCUUGCCACCGUUGCCCAAGCCAACCCAGCCCUCUCCUCCCUCUCUCUCCAAAGCACCACAUAUCACCUCUUCAGCGCACAAGGCCUCUGGUCUUUCCUGCGCGCCCCUCCCUCCCACCUGCACUCGCUCUCAUUCUCAGGGCUGCCCUCAUUCCGCCCCGGCCUGCUUGCUCGCUGCAGUGGCCUACAGUCUUUGAUGAUCACCGGUAGGUGGGAGGUUGCGUCGGGUCUCAGCGUCAGGGCUUGUGAGAAUGAGGCUGGGGAGGAAAUGAAACGAUUGAAGUGGGGUUGGGAGGUGGCUUGGGUGACUGGGGAUCGAAGUGUGGGCGUGCGAGAGGUGGGUUUGAUGGGGGGAGGAACGUCGAGAACGAUUCAGCCGGUGUCUCUUGAGAGCCUUGUGAGUAUGCUGGUGGUGGAGGUGCGGAGGGGAGGGGGAGAGGGGGCAGUGGGAGUGGAGUGUAAAGAUGACGGUGCAGAGGGUGGGGAGGAGGGUGAGGUGAAGGAAAGGGAAGCAGUGGAGGCAGGCAAGAGUGAGGGGGCUGUAGAAACUAUGGAUUCUGCUGCUGCAGCCGCUUCAGCACGAGAGGGAAUAGAAAGCACAGCUACUACAUCAGCAGCAGUAGCACCAACAAUUGUUGUCGACUCAAGGAACGAAGGGAGGAGGGAGUAUGAUUAUGAGUAUAUGUAUGUGGAUAUUCGAACAGCAGCAGCAGCCGCGCAUGCAGACCUGAUCGCGGCGCGCAACUGCGCGUUUAAACUAAUGAAAGAGGCCAAUGAGGUCAUAAGAGGCGUGUUCAUCAAAGCCGCUAGAGCCGAUGAUCCGUGGGGUGAGAGCACCCUAAGCGAGAUCGAAUCAGCAACUACCAUCAUUAGGUCCGCUAUCGCCUUGUGCCGGCCGCUGCGUGUGGCGAUUUCGGAGCAAGCUGUAGCGACAGAGAGGGAGGAUGCGAUGAUUGAGGCGUUUUCCGCUGCCGAAGCUGCAGCCGUGUUUAUGAAGAGGGAUAUUUGGGAAGGAGCGAGCGAGGGAGGAGUGGCGCUGCUUGAAGACAUGGAUGGUGUACUGCUUGACAAUGCUGUGGCUGGGAAUGGGAAUGGGGGUGAUGGUGAUGGUGGUGAGGGAGAGGGGGAGGCUGCUGCGGGGAACAUGAGUCCUCGUACACGGGCUUUAAAUGUGAUGCGGGCAUUAAUGCUGCAACUGGUUGAUGAGAGGAGGACGACGUUUGAGGUCUUUGAACGCAUGCGCACGCGCGUGGCUCGUAGUGGUGCUGGGCGUCCCGCAACAGCAGCAGGUGGCGAUGCUGCUGCUUCUGCUGCUGGUGCGGCUGCUGCUGCUGUUGCUGGUGCGGAUGCUGCUGCUUCAGUAGGGGGUGGUGUCCCUGGUGCUACAUGUGUGGCAGCAGCAGAUGGGACAGCAGUCGUAGCCUACCUGGCUGCCUCCGCACCUCCCCUCUGCAUCCCCUCUCAUGUGCCUCACCUCCCCCAGUCCACCCUCCUCCUCAUCUUGUUCCUCUUCGUUUCCCGUCCCAAGCCCGAGUGCCCAGCCUCAGUCCUUCGAGUCCCUCUCACUCGCAUCAGCUUUCCGAGGGCUCAAGCAACUCUCACUGCUGUCUUGCUCUGGUUUGGGGGAGGAGCAGGUGCUGCUGCUGCUCCGUGCUUGUCCCGUUUUGGAAUCACUAGUGGUGGAAAACAAUGA
This is a messenger RNA of Closterium sp. Naga37s-1, 2775 nucleotides long. The record is from the annotation of a GenBank genome assembly. NCBI's taxonomy places the organism in Eukaryota, Viridiplantae, Streptophyta, Zygnematophyceae, Desmidiales, Closteriaceae.